AUGAGUAAUCAACAACCAGCCAUAACAUCAAUUCUUAAUCGUGCUGUUGCUGAUCAAUUUCGGAUUAAAUCUGGUGAUACAUUGCUUAAAGACCAUCUUACAAAAGCUGCUCAAAACGCUACAUACACAUUUUCAGUAAUUCAGAACCAGAUAAUUGAUGUUGUCUCUAAUCAUAUACGUAACAAGAUUAUAAGGAAGGUACAAGCAGCUAAAUGGUUCUCAAUUAUAGCUGAUGAAGUGACAGAUGUGUCUAAUGAAGAGAUAAUAAGCUUUUAUGUGAGAUAUUGGGAUAGUGAGUCUUGUAUUAUUCGUGAAGAUUUACUGGGAUUUUUUGAGUGUCACAGUGGUAUAAGAGGAAGAAAUAUAGCUGAGAAGAUCACCACAACUCUCAGAAGCUUUGGCCUUGAUCUUUUUUAUCUGAGAGGACAGGCUUAUGACGUAGCAGGGACUAUGACUGGUUCAGUUAAUGGAACAGCUGCUAUCAUAAGCCAUGAUUAUCCUCAGGCUCUUUAUCUCCAUUGCGCUUCUCACUGCCUCAACUUAGCUGCUGUGAAAUCACUUGAAGUAGCCUUUUUCUUGCACGGUAAAACCAUUGACAUCAUCAAUCCAGUGAAAGAGAAUGAUGUAUUAGUGACAACUAUCCUGAACAUCAUCAAAAG
Amphimedon queenslandica is the source of this 659-nucleotide messenger RNA. Its product is annotated as 52 kDa repressor of the inhibitor of the protein kinase-like. The annotation marks the transcript as partial. The record is from RefSeq and is a predicted model, not a curated record. The transcript has 3 exons. NCBI's taxonomy places the organism in Eukaryota, Metazoa, Porifera, Demospongiae, Haplosclerida, Niphatidae.